Messenger RNA from Protopolystoma xenopodis, 1137 nucleotides. Lineage: Eukaryota; Metazoa; Platyhelminthes; Monogenea; Polystomatidea; Polystomatidae. The record is from the annotation of a GenBank genome assembly.
AAUAGAACUUUUGUUUUUGAUGGAUUCAGACCAUGCGCAAGCCAAAGUAGUUUGAAAAUAGACUCGCUAAAUAGUUCAAGCGACAAAACGCAUGAGGAAAAAAGUGGAGAGACACAAGACGAAUCUAGAAAAAUGAGUGACAAGGUAGAAUUUAAUGCUUCUCUAAGCAAAGAAUCUGAUGAGGCUGAAAUAGAAAUGGCAGAACAACAACUUCUCUGCGAUCUUGAUCAUCUUAUGGGCACUUGUGUUCGCUUUAAUCUGAUAAACCACCUGUCUUGGCUUCAUAGCCAGCUCUCAGAAACGAUCAGUCUUACAAAGUCCAAAGAUCAGUUAUCCUCUAGGUCUAUAAGUCAGAGUUCUCAGUUGAUUGCAUUUGAAUCCUGCCAUAUUUGCCUGCAAGGAAAGAAGAAAUGUAAGCAUAAUUUCAAUGCCAAUAUUGAUGAAGCAAAUCAAGCCAGAAUGAUAGAAAUUAACAAGGAUCUUGAGUAUUUUGAAGAAAACGGCAUGAGCUUCUAUUUCGAAAAAGCAUUAAGAAAUGAAGAAAAAGCAUAUUUUGCAUUAGAACGAAGUAGAGAAGUUGCCAUAACUAUGCUACAAUCAACUCCGCCGGAAGUCAAUGAAUUAAUAAUAAAGUACAUGAAACGGGCUAUUGAAAAUAUGAAUAAAGACGAAUAUGAAUCGACACUUGAUAGAGUAUCACGUAAAUUGAUUGAGCAUCAGAUACUUUCGGAGGAGGAUAGGCUAGUCAGUUUUAAUGACAUGUCUGCGUACACAAAUAUUCCUGUUCAAGCAGCCAUUCAGGCUCGAAUGCAAACUCUAGGAGAAGAUCCAGAGAAUAUGCAAGAAGUAAGGUUGAGUAUAGCCUCCAAGGAUAUAAUUCUUUACCUACUCAUGAGUAGCAGCUAUUUUACCUUUGAUAGUAAAUAUAAUGAACUGCCACAAAUACUUGCUAUGGGAUCCUGCUUAGCUCCUAUCUUGGCAAACAACUUAAUGGCCGAACUUGAAGAACACUAUUUGGAACAGACAAUACCAACUCCUAAAUUGUGGGUUAGAUGCAUGCAUGACUAUUCCGUCAUCUGGCCUCACGAGAAGAGGUUACAAGAUUACGCUUGGAAUUUUGAAGUCGAUGAUUCUUAG